Sphaerodactylus townsendi is the source of this 5297-nucleotide messenger RNA. It is a transcript of the gene SLC16A6, whose product is annotated as solute carrier family 16 member 6. NCBI's taxonomy places the organism in Eukaryota, Metazoa, Chordata, Lepidosauria, Squamata, Sphaerodactylidae. Gene Ontology annotation, biological process: monocarboxylic acid transport; transmembrane transport. Bases 532 to 2109 code for a protein of 525 amino acids. The transcript is spliced from 6 exons. Gene Ontology annotation, molecular function: monocarboxylic acid transmembrane transporter activity. The record is from RefSeq and is a predicted model, not a curated record.
CGCUGCUGAGCUACAGCGCGCGCCGGGUCCGCCGGCAAAGACCGGCUCCAGCCGGUAUAAAAAGCUGAGGUCGAGAGUAGGGAAACGGAGGAGACGGCAGUAGUUGCAAGCGUCGGGAAAGCGGCGAGCCUGGCAGGGAAGAGGCUGCAGGCGGAGAGCCGGGGGAAGGGGGCGCAGAGCGGGAGAGCGACCCUCCAAAACGCCGAGUUGGGCAUGGGGCAGCCUGGGCUUCGGCAGCGCGAGCCUAGCGUGAGGUAGCAAGACAGCGCCUUGCUCCUCUGGCCCAGGACGGGGGUAGCGGGGAAGUCUCCCGAGCCUGCAGGCGCCACCUCUCCGCGAGGAGUCGGGGCUGGUUCCUUGGCUGGAGUUUUUAAGCGCGGGGGGUGUUGCGUGUUGCAGCCAACCCCCUCAGCAUGUUACUGACCAGAUCGUAGCCCAAAGCUGCGCUUCUCAGCGACUUGCGGGAGUCUUUUCUUCCUCAUCUCUCUCCCCAAGUUGCAGUAGCAACACCUUCUACUGACUUGAUCAAAAAUGACUGUCAAGGCUACAAGAAUGUCAUGCAUCACUCCAAAUAUUUAUGCUGAAGUGCCUGAUGGAGGAUGGGGCUGGAUUGUGGCAUUUGCUUUCUUCUUUAUAGAAGCCCUGACAUAUGGCAUCAUCAAGUCUUUCGGAGUCUUCUUUACAGACUUGGUAGAAAACUUUGAUGAAACAAAUAGCAGGAUAUCAUGGAUAAUCUCAAUAUGUGUAUUUGUGCUAACUUUCACAGCUCCCCUCUCUACAGUCCUGUCUAAUCGCUUUGGUCACCGUUUGAUUGUGAUGAUUGGAGGAGUACUAAUCAGUACUGGAAUGAUUGCAAGCUCCUUUGCACACACAGUUGUUGGAAUGUAUCUCUUAAUUGGCAUAGUUUCAGGCUUUGGAUACUGCCUCGCCUUUCUUCCAACUGUCACCAUUCUGUCACAGUACUUUGACAAAAAGCGUUCAUUAGUCACUGCAGUUGCUUCUACAGGAGAAUGUUUUGCUGUCUUCUCUUUUGCACCAGCUAUCACAGCUUUCAAAGAACACUUUGGCUGGAGAAGGGCCCUCCUAUUCGUUGGUUCACUGCAGCUUGGAAUCAUUGCUUGUGGAGCAUUGCUGCGACCCAUCAUAGUCAAAGCACAGGAAGAAGUGAAAGUAUCACCAGCUGAAGAGCAGAGAGAGACCAAGUACAUGCUUGAAAAUGAGAAGACACGCACCUCAAUAGAUUCAAUUGACUCAGGAGUUGAAGUAACUACCUCACCUAGCAACAAACACAGAGAUGCCAAGUUAGAACUGAAAAGCGAAGAAGAACCAAAGGAAAACACAGAGGUGCUCAUAGAAGCUAGUAGCAUCCCUAACAAGGAACCAAAAAUUCAACUCCUGGACUUCUCUGUGAUGAAAGACUACAGCUUUAUUUGCUAUGCACUUUUUGGUUUAUUUGCCACUCUGGGAUUCUUUGCUCCUUCCUUAUAUAUAAUUCCCCUCAGUAUGAGUCUUGGCAUUGACAAAGAUCUCUCUGCGUACAUACUGUCAGCAAUGGCAAUUGCUGAAGUCUUCGGCAGAAUCGGUGCCGGCUGGGUCCUCAACAAAAAGCCUAUCCGAAAAAUUUACAUUGAACUCAUCUGUGUCAUUCUCCUAGAUAUUGCCCUCUUUGCUUUCCCUUUUGCUUAUGAAUUUUGGGGGCUAAUGAUGUGUAGCAUCUUCUUUGGGUUCAUGCUGGGAACUGUGGCAGGCACACAUAUUCCUAUGUUGGCCGAAGACGACGUAGUUGGCAUCGAAAAGAUGUCUUCUGCUGCUGGAGUUUAUGUAUCUGUUCAAAGUUUGUCAGGAUUGGCUGGACCACCUCUUGCAGGUAUGCUAGUGGAUAACACAAAGAACUACAGAUCUGCAUUCUACUCUUGUGCCGUUGGCAUGCUGUUGGCUGCUGUGUUCCUUUCUUUGGUGAGGCCUUGCAAGAAAAUGCAGUGUCAAAGGAAGAAGCAGCCAGCUGAUGAGACUGUUUCAGAAUUUUUACAUGACGUACCAGAUGACUUUAUAGAACCUGACCUUGGAAAACGUGAGGAUUCUGUGGGAGGCUGUGACAGCAUGGCCUGAGUAGAAAAUAUAUGUGUUAACAGACUCGGGGAGGGAGGCAAAGUCAGCUCUGAUCUGCCUUCUAAAAACUAUAUGUUAAAGGGAAUGCAAAAUCUCAAAUGUGAACAGAUGCUGUCAAUCCUUUCAAAAAGAUCAAGUAUCUUUACAUAGCUUUUGGAAACACAUGGGAUGCUCAAUUUCAUGGACUGACCGUACAAAAGCACUCCUAUCCAGCAUGAAGAUGUGGUUCAAAUUCCUAACAAGCAAUAGACAAUUUAUAAAAACAAGCAAGCAAAAAAGAAACAAAAAAAACUUGUGGGGUGGACACAUUUAUUUUUAAGGAAAAGGCAAAUAUUGGCCAUGUAACUUCAAUGGUCAUUUUACCAUUUUCCUAUUCCCUGCUAGCAUCUUUCACUAGAAACCUUUGCUCCAUAAGUAAAAAGUGGAAGAUAGUUUAUCUGGUAAAACCAACUAAUUCUGAAUUUUAAAGGUUUGCUUACCAGGUAAAAUUUACUUUUAAAAAAUAUUAAUUUUAUUAGAGCUAAAGAGGGUUGGCCUGAGUAAUAUCCUCAGACAACAAGUAGAGGGGUUUAUUUUUUAAAAACUCACUUGAAUUUUAUAAAUGCUGGGAAGUUGGAGGUUACCACUUUUAUUUUUAUGGCCAGUUAUUAUUGCAGAUACUUCAUUACAAGAUACUUUCAUUCCAGUUUUAAAAACAUUAGGAUUUUACUACUUUUUGGUCACCAGAAAAAUCAAUAUGAUUUAUCAUUUUUUAAUUUAAACUAGUAUUUAUUAAGUUGUUCUAAGUGUAUUACAGGGUGACUGUUAGGGCAAAUGUAUUUUUCUUUAAAUCCUCCACAAUAUUUUCAUUGCCUGUAUUCUAUUAUGUAAACAAGUCAUUGGUUACAGUGAACAUGUUUUUUUCUGUUAAAAUAUAAUUUUAAGGCAACUUAUGCUGGAAAAAAAUAUAGUCUGGACCAUAGUUCUCAAACUGCAGGACUCCAGCCCCAACUAGGGGAAUCCUAUAUGGUUCUGAGCAUAGUUCCUCAUUCCAGUAGAGAUUUUAGGCUUUGUAUUUACUUAGGAUUAUAGAUGUAGUGAAAAUAAAGCCUAUGCUUAAAUGUUGCGUAAGAGAACAUUCAGGAUAGAAUUCAAUUCACUGGAUCUUUUAAUAAGUUUCAAUCAGAACUUUGGUUUGUCAUAAAGGAUCGGAUUCUAUUGAUUUGUUGGAGGGGAGGGGCAGGGAGCAUCUAGUGCUUGUAUUAGUGGAGAAAGUAGGUAUGAUUCAGCCUCUGUGAUUCAGACCAAUUCUUAAAUUUGCUUUUUCUUAUGGGGGAACAUACAGGGUUGCCAAGAAUUCAAACAGGAGACACUACUUGUGUGAAAUAGCACCUUCAUGUGGGAAACUAAUGGCCCUUUGCCACUGGUAUCAGUUACCCUUCUCUAACAUGUGUUAUAACAAGAAUAGCAAGGCCUACAGAGAGCCACUCUUUCAUACAGUCUAUGAUUCCCACAAGGCAAUGAACAUGCCAACAGCCCCACCAGUGUUCAAUUGCGGGCAAAAUGUAUGAACUGGGUACUGACAUCUCUUAACAUGCACAACAGUAGUGCUAAUCUCUAUAUUUGAAUAAAUCAGCGUAAUUACUGUAGCAAACAGAAACCAGCAAAGAGUGAGCAGUUUGAGUAUAUAAGUAAAGCUGUUUCCUGUUUGCUGGGGGAUAUAAAUCCAAACUCCUCCUCCUCUUCUUCUUCUUCACACUUGCUUCAGAGAGAGACGAACUGAGCUAGAUGGAUGGGACUUUUCUCCAGAUUUUGGUCAAUUAUAUGAAAAGAAAGGGAAUUUUUGAAAGAUGGCAACCCUGGCUGUUCACUUGCAACAGAUAAUUACCAAUGAAGACAUGAACUUGCUCACUUUUCUUUUAUGCAUUCUAUUUUUGUCAAUAGACAACUCAGGGGGACAGAAAAUGUUUUAAAAGGUAUUUUUUAGUUCUGAGUACAUGUAGUACAAGUGAACAAGUUUCUCCAUGUUUCAGUGGGAGUGGCACCGCAUGCUGAUUGCGCUGUUAGAGUGUGUACGUAUUAUGAGGGACAAUCUGGUUUGCAAUGUAGGCUUUUGUCCAAGGCUUCCUCUGCAAGGUUUUUUAAAAUUUUUGUUAAUGCAACCUGCUGGUACCUGAAUGCAUUACACUGAAUCCUUGCAGUUUAAUUACGCUUAGGAUUUCUGGCUGUCACCCCAACACAUGUAUGGGGAUGCUUGUUGCUUUUCAGUGGUGCAUACACUUUAAUUAAGUGUCCUUAAUGUCAAAGUCAGUGAUUACAAGUAUACUUAUUUGGAAGCAUGUUCAGCUGAAGUCAUUUCCAUCCAGGGCUUUUAAGAUGUCCAAAGCACCAGAAAAGGUGAAAGUGGCUUUAGCAAUCUGUAGUCCCUCACUGCUUGAGAACAGAACCUUUGAUACUUACCAUGAGAGCUGCUCUGAGGUAAGGAGGGCAUCUUGAUCUUGGGUGAUUCCCACUGGCUAUUCAGGGAUUCGAAUGGAAAUCUCUCAAGGUCAAGAUACCCUCCUCAGAGCAAGAACUAUGGAGAUAAUGUUGCAGUUUAGUGUUCUUUGUAUACCUUCAGCACUUUAUCACCUACAGUAGAACCUUGAUACAUUGCAACAGUGACUGGAAGACAUCCACCACCUUCUCCAGAGGUAGCUGGCUUUUCUUCCACUGAACCGAUAAGUAAAUUAACAAGCAUGAGACAGUGUUCCCAAAAUUGUGUGGAUUAUUUAUUUAUUUGACAAAACUUUAUUCACCAUUAUACCUCUAGCAAAGCAGUAAAUAUACUGUACAUGUUAACUGCAAAAAUUAGUCUCAGUAAAACAAGACAGUAUUUUUUUUUACUACUAUGGCUGUACUGAAGAUAUUACAGUGAGGAGCUACAUGCAAAAUAUACCUGUCCUGCAGAUUAACAAGGUUCUACUGUAAAAUUUUUUACAACAAUUUCCAAUACUAAAUAAUAAUGUAUAUAACUGACUGCACAAUAUUACUAUUUAUGUACAUACCACAUCAGCAUGACCAGGAAUGUGUGUGUCUGUGCACAAAAGACCCAAAACCAGGAUUAAACAAGGUCACAGCAGAAUUUCUGGAUUGUUCUGUACUGUAAUUAGUAAACUCUAAAAGUGCUACCAAACAGAGUUUUGCAAUAAACUUUUUUAAAGAAAAGA